Messenger RNA from Recurvomyces mirabilis, 1659 nucleotides. RefSeq lists its product as uncharacterized. The transcript is spliced from 3 exons. The record is from RefSeq and is a predicted model, not a curated record. Lineage: Eukaryota; Fungi; Ascomycota; Dothideomycetes; Mycosphaerellales; Teratosphaeriaceae. The coding region runs from base 1 to 1659 and encodes 552 amino acids. Gene Ontology annotation, molecular function: catalytic activity.
AUGAAGACGGACAACUACUUGACCCUUUGCCUCGAGCAGGCCGCCAAGUCUCCCCUGCACUAUCGUCAUGGUGCGAUUGUUGUCCGCGGCGGCAAAGUCAUCGGGCAGGGUUACAAUGACUACCGUCCUGGUUUUGAUGGCGGUGCAUUGAAGCAUGGGCGCAUCGCAAAGGGUGGACUGGAUGGACCGGCUGUGGCGGAGCUGAAGGAGAAGCUGAAGAGGCAGAAAGGGAAGCCGAAGUGUCAGCAGCAGCAGAAUGAGAGUGAUUUUGUCGCAUUCGAAGGCACAGGUGGAGGACAUCGGGCGAAUGUGCCACUGAGCAUGCACUCGGAGAUGAUGGCGAUCCACUCCGCCCUCGCCGCCUCUUCCACUCUGUCCUCCACGGCCUUCGCCUGCGAAAAACCGUGCUUGAAACUAUCGGGUUGUGAAAAACGGAAAGCACGACUACGAGCGGAGGUCCUCAAACAGUUCAAGAGUGCGGUUUUGAAGCUGCCGCAUUUGGAUCAGGUUGUCCACCACGGGGACAAGUGCAACAACAAGGAGGAGGAGGAGGAUUUGGAGGAGAGCAAGCAGGCGUUAAAGAGGCACGAGCGGCAGGGUGGCGUGCAGCACCUCUUCCAAGGAUGCCACAGGGGGUUUCAUCUCCCGCUGAGUGGAGAGAAACAUCAUCUGAAUCAGAAACGGAAGAAUCAGAACCUGAAGAAGGAGAAGAAAGGUGGGACGAUACAGGGUCAGUACGGCCGGUAUCAGUACGGCCGGUAUGGGUCACAAAUACAGCUAGGAUCACAUGGAGGACAACAGGGACAGCCGUUUGUGUCUGAGCGUCAGCGUGGUAAAGGGUUGUUUGAUGGUGAUGAUGGUAAUGAUGUUUAUGCUGAUGAUGAUGGUCCAAAACGAAAGUAUGAUUCUACGGUCCAUGGAGUCAUGACUGAGGUGUCCCGUGAAGCUUGCGUGGAAGUUGAACGGAGUUCUGGGAAGGGCAAGAAGGAUUACAAGAGGUCUGGCAGGAUGAAAGCGAAGCUUCCUGCAGUCCAGCCACAGCAGUCCGAGGUCUUGCUCCUGCUCAAAGGUCAUAUUAGUCCGAGUAAGACUGAUCGGAAGAAGAGUCCACGGCUUGUGGGAGCGGAUCUGUAUGUGGCGAGGCUGGGUUGGUGCAAGGGGAAUAGGGAUGGGAAGGUUGAGCUACCAACCAUCCCAGUCGCUAACCCUGCGCCGUCUGGAGCGACAUCAGCAGAGACGGAGACGGUGGAGUCAAGUUCCGUCUCUAUCGACACCUCGUCUUCUAGUGCAACGGGUUGCUCCCUCCACGAUGAGCUUACGUACUCUGAUCCAGCACCACCCGCGUCAGCACCGACGACAUUCGCAGCUCAGAAGCAGCUUGACCCUUCAAUCAUUCGCGCCUCUCGACCUUGCUAUAGAUGCAUAUCCUACAUGCAUGCCGUUGGCGUGAAGCGUGUCUUCUGGACUUCUGAUGCUGGAGACUGGGAAGGAGGGAAGGUGAGGGAUUUGGUGGAUGCGUUGGAUGAUAGUAUGGAGAGUGUGAUGCAUGGUCAUAACGAUGGUGGUGGUGGUGGUGAUAAUGGGAUCAUGGGCAAUGGGGUGUUUGUUACUAAGCAUGAGGUUCUUAUGAUGAAGAGACGAAUGGGGAUGAAGAAGUAG